AUGGUUCGCCACUCGCAACUCAACGCCGCAGUUCCAGGUAUCCCCUUCUUUACACCAGCACAGGAUCCGAGUACAGGAACUGCAAAAAAACUUGAACCAAACACUCCGACAAUCUUUCGUCCCCUCAAGAUCCGCGGCGUCACGCUACGAAAUCGGAUUUGCGUGUCCCCUAUGUGUCACUACUCGUGUGCUGCAAGUGGACCGCAGACGGGUGUUCUGACUCCUCUGUACCAUACUACCAUCGGCCACUAUGCCUUCCGAGGGGCGGCGCUGGUCAUGCUGGAAGCAACUGGUGUUACGCCCAAUGGUCGUAUCAGCGUCAAUUGCCCUGGAAUCUGGAACGAUGCGCAGAGAGAUGCCCUCAAGAACCUGGCAGACUUUGUGCACUCCCAGGGAGGUCUUAUAGGGUUGCAACUUGGCCACGCCGGAAGGAAGGCUAGCACUCUGGCGCCGUGGGUUGCCACUCGUAUGGGACAGGGAAGUGCUAGAGCUGAUGAAUCUCAAGGCGGGUGGCCUGAUGACGUUGUUGGGCCAUCCGGAGGCUCGGACUUUGUCUGGGAUGGAAAGUCUAGUCAAGAUUCAAAGGGAGGGUUCUGGGAGCCCAGAGAGAUGAGCAUCGAUGACAUCUCCGAUUUGGUCAAAAGCUUUGCGAAAGCAGCAGAACGAGCUGUCUGGGCCGGUGUAGAUGUACUGGAGAUUCAUGUUGCACACGGUUAUCUCCUUCACCAAUUCGUCAGUCCCAUCACGAAUCAGAGGAAAGACAAGUAUGGCGGUAGUUUCGAGAACCGCAUACGGCUGAUUCUUGAGAUCAUCCAAACUGUUCGAGGUGUUAUCCCUGUAUCCAUGCCUCUGUUCGUGCGAGUCAGUGCGACCGACUGGAUGGAAAACUCUACCCUGGGCAAGACCCUAGGAAGUUGGGAUGUUCCCAGCACGAUCCGCCUCGCAAAGCUUCUCCCCGACCUGGGCGUUGAUGUCCUCGAUGUCAGCUCCGCAGGCAACCAUCCACAAGCCGCUCACAGCGUGUUUGACGCCGGAAAAGAGCAAGCUACCAUUGCCGCGAGGGUGAAGGGGGCACUGGAAAAGGCAGGUAAACGGAUGAUUAUAGGUACUGUCGGUGAGAUCACGGAUGCUUUCCGGGCUAGAGACUUGGUUCAGGAGGGCACUGCGGGUAGCGUUGACCUGAUUUCGGUUGGUCGACAGUUUUUGAAAGAGUCGGGUUGGGUUCUAAAGGCUGCUCAGGAAUUGGGUGUGGACGUGGCUUGGCCGCAGUUCAUUUCGCGACCUCAGAUAACUCAAAUAUUUACAAAGCUCUGA
Messenger RNA from Fusarium odoratissimum NRRL 54006, 1314 nucleotides. RefSeq lists its product as uncharacterized. Gene Ontology annotation, cellular component: intracellular anatomical structure. Bases 1 to 1314 code for a protein of 437 amino acids. The record is from RefSeq and is a predicted model, not a curated record. The transcript has a single exon. NCBI's taxonomy places the organism in Eukaryota, Fungi, Ascomycota, Sordariomycetes, Hypocreales, Nectriaceae. Gene Ontology annotation, molecular function: NADP binding; NADPH dehydrogenase activity; FMN binding.